CAACUCAAUCUUUCAAUUGGAUGCAAAAUUGUAUCUUAUUCACACCUGCAUAAGGAAUUCUCUUGUCCAAUAGGAUAGCCCAUUUCUAGUGUAAGCAAAAAUACACGUACACGCCAAAGAAGCUUAUUCAUUCUAUCUUCACCUCUUUUUUCUUCUUCUUCACCAUAUCAUCUCUUGCAUUCUUGGCCAUCGCCACAUAGAACGUUAUUCCCCGUACAGGGUGGCCACUAAAGUUUAAAGAGGGUUUUCCGAUCUUACUGUUGAGCGCAUCGGCGCGCACUUUUUAUCUACGACUUUACUCGUCUUCUUCUCAACUCUCGUUCAAUCAAAGAAGGAUUAACGGUGUGAAGUGACAAUCCUGUUCAUUAUUUGUCAUUCUUCUUUCCGAGCUACUCAUCUUUUCAGUUGAUUUGCUCACACAAGUAUGUCUUCAAUCGCCACAGUCUCUUACAACAAACAGCGCAGAGCUGAAGAUAAGACAUUCAACAACCAAUCCUACCUUGGUUCAAUUCAAGAUCAUGAAGAAGUAACCACUUCAAACGACAUCGAAGCCAACGGCUUUGAGUCGGUCUCUCGUGCACCGGAAACAUGGGCUGGCGCUUUACCUGCUGCUCAAGGUCUCUAUGACCCAGACAACGAAAAGGAUUCUUGCGGUGUCGGUUUCAUGUGCCACAUCAAGGGAAAGCCAGCACACAAAAUUGUGACUGAUGCAAAAUCUCUAUUGUGCAACAUGACCCAUCGUGGUGCCACCGGUGCAGAUGCCCGUGAUGGUGAUGGUGCUGGUGUGAUGACUGGUAUUCCAGACACCUUCUUGAGGAGAGAGUCUGAGCGUGAUAUCGGUCACACUUUGCCCGCUCAAGGUCAAUACGCCGUCGGUAACUUGUUCUUCGAUCCUCGUGAUGACAAGGCAAGAGCUGAGCACGUCGCCAUUUUCGAGAAGAUGGCUAGCAAGCUUCAUUUGCGCGUCUUGGGAUGGCGUGAGGUUCCAGUCGACAACUCCAUCCUUGGUCCCGCCGCUUUGAGCAAGGAACCCAAGAUCUUGCAACCUUUUGUCGUUUUGGCUGACCAUUACGGCACUGAUACAAACAAGUGCAAAGAUCCCUCUGCUCCCUUUGACGCUCAAUAUUUCAGCCGUCAAUUGUACGUUUUGCGUAAAUCCGCCACUCACGGUAUCGGUUUGCCAAAAUGGUUCUACAUCUGUUCAUUGUCCAACACAAACAUCGUUUACAAGGGUCAAUUGAGUCCUCGUCAAGUGUACGAUUAUUACCACGACUUAAAUAACGCACACUACGCAAGUCACUUUGCCCUUGUUCACUCCCGUUUCUCAACAAACACAUUCCCAAGUUGGGAUCGUGCACAACCUAUGAGAUGGGCAGCCCACAAUGGUGAAAUCAACACCAUCCGUGGUAACAAGAACUGGAUGCGAGCUCGUGAAGGUUUGUUGAAAUCAGAAACAUUCAAGGAUGAAUUAGACAUGUUAUACCCAAUUAUUGAAAACGGUGGUUCAGACUCUGCUGCUUUCGAUAACGUUUUGGAACUUUUGGUCAUCAACAAUGUUUUGACUUUGCCACAAGCAGUCAUGAUGAUGGUUCCAGAAGCAUGGCAAGGAAACGAAGAUGAAAUGGACCCAGCCAAAGCAGCAUUCUACAAGUGGGCUGCUUGUUUGAUGGAACCUUGGGAUGGUCCAGCUUUGUUCACCUUCUCUGAUGGUCGUUACUGUGGUGCUAAUUUGGACCGUAACGGUUUACGUCCUUGUCGUUACUGCAUCACAGAUGAAGAUGUCAUGGUCUGUGCCUCCGAAACCGGUGCUGUUACCAUUGCACCCGAACGCAUCUUAUCAAAGGGCCGAUUGCAACCCGGAAAGAUGCUUUUGGUUGACACAGUUGAAGGCCGCGUGAUUGACGAUCGUGAAUUGAAGAAGACCACAGCUCAACGUGCAGACUUUGCUGCUUGGUUGGAAGCACAAUUGUUGGAUUUGAACAACAUUGUUUCCAAGGUUCGUAGAUCCGUUGAUAUCUCACCUAAACUUGACGAACACACCGUGCAAAAUGAUCCCAAAAUGUUGGCAUUCGGUUACACAUCCGAACAGGUCAGUCUUUUGAUGUUGCCAAUGGUGAACGAUGGAUCUGAAGCAUUGGGAUCUAUGGGUAACGAUGCUCCUUUGGCAUGCAUGGCACAAGCCCCUCGUUUGAUCUACGACUAUUUCAGACAAUUGUUUGCUCAAGUCACCAACCCUCCAAUUGAUCCUAUCCGUGAAGCUGUUGUUAUGUCUUUGGAACAAUACAUUGGUCCCGAAGGAAACUUGUUGGACAUGAACCCCAAUCAGUGUCACAGAUUGCGAUUGGGCAGCCCCAUCUUGACUAUUCAAGAGUGCAAUGCUCUCAAGAACUUGGACAAGGUUCACUCUGACUGGCCUGCACAAGUGAUCGAUUGCACAUACAACAAGAGUGAAGGUAUCGAAGGAUACGAAGCUACUCUCAACCGUAUUUGCACUGAAACAUCUCAAGCUAUUCGUGAUGGCUACCGCGUUGCUGUCUUGUCUGACCGUAAUGUUGGCCCUGAACGUGUGGCAAUCAGUUCUCUUGUUGCUUGCGGUAGUGUUCAUCAUCAUUUGAUCCGCAACAAGGAACGUAGCAAGGUCGCUUUGGUCAUGGAAUCCGGUGAAGCACGUGAAAUUCAUCACAUGUGUGUUUUGGUCGGAUACGGUGCUGAUGCAAUCUGUCCUUGGUUAUCAUUGGAAGCCAUGUUGAAGGUUUCCCGUGAAGGAUUGCUCAAGGUCGACAUGUCUGACGAGAAAUUGAUUGCCAACUGGCGUAAGUCUAUCGACGGUGGUAUCUUGAAGGUGAUGUCCAAGAUGGGUAUCUCCACCCUUCAAUCUUACAAGGGUGCUCAAAUCUUUGAAGUUUUGGGUUUGGACGAUACCGUUGUUGACAGAUGUUUCUCUGGUACUGCUUCCCGUAUCAAGGGUUCUACAUUCGAACUUUUGGCUAUGGACGCAUUGGAAUUCCACGACCGCGGUUACCCUGCCCGUUUGACAGUCACUCCACCCGGUUUGCCGGAAUCAGGUGAAUACCAUUACCGUACUGGUGGUGAAGGUCACAUCAACGACCCUGUCAGUAUUGCUAACUUGCAAGAUGCCGCUCGUGAACGCAAUCAAGCUGCUUACGACACAUACUCCAAAGCUGCUCACAAUUCAGUCAAAUCUGUUACCCUUCGUGGUUUGUUGGACUUUGCAUACGAAAAAGCACGUCCAAUCCCAAUCGAUCAAGUUGAGCCAUGGACUGAAAUUGUUCAACGAUUUGCAACUGGUGCCAUGUCUUACGGUAGUAUCAGUAUGGAAGCACAUUCUGCUUUGGCCAUUGCAAUGAACCGCAUCGGUGGUAAAUCGAACACCGGUGAAGGAGGUGAAGAUGCCGAGCGUUCUAUCCCUCUUCCAAACGGUGACUCCUUGCGUUCCAAGAUUAAGCAAAUCGCUUCUGGUCGUUUCGGUGUUACAUCAAACUACAUUGCUGAUUCAGAUGAUUUGCAAAUCAAGAUGGCACAAGGUGCUAAGCCAGGUGAAGGUGGUGAAUUGCCAGGUGACAAGGUUUCUCCUUCCAUUGCCCGCACUCGUCACUCAACUGCCGGUGUCGGUCUUAUUUCACCACCACCCCAUCACGACAUUUACUCUAUCGAAGAUUUGAAACAGUUGAUCUACGAUUUGAAGUGCGGUAACCCUCGUGCACGUGUCAGUGUCAAGUUGGUGGCCGAACCAGGUGUUGGUGUUGUUGCUGCUGGUGUGGCAAAGGCAAAGGCAGAUCAUAUCACAAUCUCAGGUCACGAUGGUGGUACUGGUGCUGCUAAAUGGACAAGUAUCAAGUAUGCUGGUUCACCUUGGGAAUUGGGAUUGUCUGAAACCCAUCAAACUUUGGUCUUGAACGACUUGCGUGGACGUGUUACAGUUCAAACUGACGGUCAAUUACGUACCGGACGUGAUGUUGCUAUCGCAUGUUUGCUUGGUGCUGAAGAAUGGGGUUUCGCAACCACUCCUUUGAUCGCUUUGGGAUGCAUUAUGAUGAGAAAAUGCCAUUUGAACACUUGCCCUGUCGGUAUUGCAACCCAAGAUGCUGCUCUCCGUGAGAAGUUCGCUGGUAUGCCCGAAUCUGUUACAAACUUCUUCUUCUUGAUGGCCGAAGAAUUGCGUGGUAUCAUGGCCAAACUUGGUCUUCGUACCAUCAAUGAAAUGGUUGGUAGAAGCGACCUCCUCAAGGUCGAUGAAAGUUUGCGCACACCAAAGACUGCCAACUUGGACCUGAGCGCUGUUCUCAAGCCUGCUCAUGAAAUGCGUCCAGGUGCCGCAACUUACAAGGUUCGUCAACAAGACCACAAAUUAUACAUUCGUCUCGAUAACAAGUUUAUCGAAGAAAGUGAGCCAGCUUUGACACAAGGCUUGCCCGUUCAAAUCGAAUGCGAUGUUGUGAACACUGAUCGUGCAUUGUGCUCUACUUUGUCUUACCGUGUUUCCAAGAUUUACGGUGAAGAAGGUUUGCCCCGUGACACAAUCCAUAUCAACGCAAAGGGAAGUGCCGGUCAAUCUUGCGGUGCCUUCUUGGCUCCAGGUAUCACAUUCGAGCUUGAAGGUGACGCAAACGAUUACGUCGGUAAGGGUAUGAGCGGUGGUCGCUUGAUCAUCUACCCACCAAAGAACUCCGCUUUCAAGGCUGAAGAGAACAUCAUCGUCGGUAACGUUUGUUUGUACGGUGCUACUUCUGGUAAUGCAUACUUCCGUGGUAUUGCUGCCGAACGUUUCGCAGUACGUAACUCCGGUGCACAUGCUGUCGUUGAAGGUGUAGGAGAUCACGGAUGUGAAUACAUGACUGGUGGUCGUGUUGUUAUCUUGGGUGCAACUGGACGCAACUUUGCUGCCGGUAUGAGCGGUGGUAUCGCUUACGUUCUUGAUAUGAACAGAGACUUCCACACAAGAUGCAACACCGGUAUGGUCGAAUUGGGUCCAGUCAAUGACCCUCAAGAUAUCGCUGAAUUGCGUAACUUGAUCGAGAACCAUCGUCAUUACACCGGAUCAACAGUUGCUGAACAUGUCUUGCAUGACUUCCACCAUCUUUUGCCACGCUUCGUCCGUGUUAUGCCAUUGGACUACAAGCGUGUCUUGGAAGAAGAAGCUGCAAAGGCUGCUGCUGAGAAGAAACGUUCGAGUCAUGUUGACUUGCUCGGUACACUUUCUCGUCACGGUAGUCAAGUUGACGUUUCCGUUACUGAGGACACCGAAGCUAAGACUGCGAACGCUGUCAAAUGUGAGCCAGCAGUUGCUGAUGUUGAAGACUCCAUGGUUGAUGAUGAAUCUCAAAAGGCAAGAUUGGCCAAAUUGGACAAGACUCGUGGUUUCAUGAAGUACAAGCGAUUGGGAGAACAUUACCGUACACCCACUAAGCGUACAAAGGACUGGAACGAACUUUCAACUCGUUUGACCGAUGCCGAAUUGAAAUACCAAACAGCCCGUUGCAUGGACUGUGGUGUUCCAUUCUGUCAAACAGGAACUGGUUGCCCAAUCGCAAACGUUAUUCCUCAAUUCAACAACCUUGUCUUCAAGGGUCAAUGGGAAGCCGCUUUCCACUCUUUGGCAAAGACUAACAACUUCCCCGAAUUCACUGGUCGUGUUUGCCCUGCUCCAUGUGAAGGUGCAUGUGUUUUGGGUAUCAAUGAACCAGCUGUCGGUAUCAAGAGUGUCGAAUGUGCCAUUAUUGACAAGGCUUGGGAAAUGGGAUGGAUGAAGCCAAACCCACCUCAACACCGUACCGGCAAGACAAUUGCCGUCAUUGGUUCAGGACCAGCUGGUCUAGCAUGUGCUGAUCAAUUGAACCGUGCUGGUCAUUCAGUCACAAUCUAUGAACGUGCUGACCGUCCAGGUGGUUUGUUGAUGUACGGUAUCCCCAACAUGAAGCUCGAAAAGAGAUUCGUCAUGCGUCGUUUGAAGAUCAUGGAAGACGAAGGCGUCAAAUUCGUUUGCGGCGUUAGCGUUGGUACAGAUGUCUCUGCUGAUGAUUUGCGUGCUCAAAACGAUGCAGUCGUCUUCGCAACUGGAAGCACCAAACCACGUGAUUUGAGCAUUCCUGGUCGUGAUGCAGACGGUAUCUUCUUUGCAAUGGACUUCUUGAGCAUGAACACAAGAAGUUUGUUGGACUCUGCUCAUGAAGAUGGUCGUUACAUCUCUGCAAAGGGCAAGAAGGUUAUCGUUAUUGGUGGUGGUGAUACAGGUAAUGACUGUAUCGGUACUUCCAUCCGUCAUGGUGCAACAUCGAUCAACAACUUUGAAUUGUUGCCAAUGCCAUCCAAGACUGGUCGUACACGCGAUAACCCAUGGCCACAAUGGCCACGUAUCUUCCGUACCGAUUACGGUCAUACAGAAUGCAAAGAGAAAUGGGGAGAAGAUCCAAGAACAUAUGAGAUCACAACUACCCAAUUCGAAAAGGAUGAAUCUGGCAAAUUGGUUGCAUUGCAUACGCAAGAAGUUAAAUGGGAGAAGGAUGCUUCUGGUCGCUGGCAAAUGAACAAGGUACCAGGAAGUGAUAAGAGAUGGGAAUGCGAUUUGGUAUUCUUAUCUCUCGGUUUCUUGUCUCCUGAAAAGGAAGCUUACUCUUCUUUGGGUCUUGAACAAGACGGUCGCGGUAACAUUUUAGCCGAUGACCGUGAAGGUAAAUCACCUUAUAAGACUUCCGUUGAAAAGGUAUACGCAACAGGUGAUUGUCGUCGUGGUCAAUCAUUGGUUGUGACUGGUAUCAUGGAAGGUCGUGCUUGUGCAGCAUCAAUCGAUGCUGAUUUGGAAGGUGAAUCAAGAUUGCCCUGGUCAGGAGGUAUUCCAAAGCGUACUUUUAACUCGCAAAAAUGGUCAGCAAAGAAGCCAGCUGCUAUCGCAAACGGUCAUGCUGAACCUCAAGUAGCCGCAGCUGCUUAAGGGUAGCAGGCAAAUCAAUAUAUCAAAAGGAUUCAUAAUUCAAUCCAAUCCUAUUUUUUU
Molecule: messenger RNA, 7009 nt
Organism: Meira miltonrushii
Lineage: Eukaryota; Fungi; Basidiomycota; Exobasidiomycetes; Exobasidiales; Brachybasidiaceae
Product: putative glutamate synthase
Exons: 2
Coding region: 425-6949 (2174 amino acids)
Molecular function (GO): iron-sulfur cluster binding; glutamate synthase (NADH) activity; iron ion binding
Source: RefSeq, a predicted model, not a curated record